UCUGUCCUCGCACGCUGCACCGAAGAAGACUGCUCGUUUUCGUCUUCCAUCUCUUCACGGGAUCAUGGCAUCCACCAGAUCUCCCGUCACGCCGGCUAGUAAUUCCCGGGCGAAGAUCUGCCGGAAACCGUUGACCCCAAAGAAUAUGCCGGCAACCAACAGCAAUGUUUUCCCCGGAAGCCGGGAGACUAGCUGCAAGUGGAUUGCGAUUCCGAUUGCCGGAGCUCCGGACAAGGAAAACCAUCAGAUGGGUCCGAUGAUCGGAUCUGCUGGGAAGGAUUUCCAAUUGAAAAAACGGGAGGAUGAAUCGCCCGUUGUUCUCGCCGAGAACCGGCACAAGAACGACCGGUGGAUAACCAUUCCGUUGUUUGGAGACAAGGAAGAUGUGAAAGUGGCUUCGAAGGUUGAAGCAGAGAAAGUGGAAAUUGUUGUUAAUAAUGACAUGGAUGCGUCCCUUGGGGAGGAACUAAGCGUGAUUCGGCAGAGGAAUGACCGACUCAGGGCGGAGAAGGCGAAGACAGAGGAGGUACUGACGGCCAGGGAUCAAGCGAUAAAGAAGAUGGAAGAAGAGCUCGAAGCGUGGGGGAAGGCUCAAGAGAAGUUGGAAAUGGAUCUCCUGCAGCUGAUAAGAUUGAAGGAGUUGAAAGAUUGCAUUAAUUUGCAACCAGUUGAGUCACUCAGAGAAAGGCAACAAUCUAAAAGAAAGCGAGAAGCUCCAUUGCAGGUAUAUGAAAAUAGCCCAGACGAAUGCAGUGUGAACGAAGCACCAGGCCACAUGCCGAAGGCUGAUAAAGUUAUAUAGAGGAAUAAACUCUUUUUGACUGCUUUUCCUUCUUUUCUGCCUUCCCUCAGGGCUGGAUGUCUUACACUUUUCUUUUUCUCUGUACAAUUUGCUUUCAAUAACGAUUGUGUAUCUAUAAAUCAAUGCAUUUUCCUCGUAGAAAAAGUAUUGAAGCAGUGUUGUCAA
This is a messenger RNA of Nymphaea colorata (pocket water lily), 967 nucleotides long. RefSeq lists its product as uncharacterized. Lineage: Eukaryota; Viridiplantae; Streptophyta; Magnoliopsida; Nymphaeales; Nymphaeaceae. The coding region runs from base 65 to 802 and encodes 245 amino acids. The record is from RefSeq and is a predicted model, not a curated record. The transcript has 3 exons.